Messenger RNA from Musa acuminata AAA Group (dessert banana), 2821 nucleotides. RefSeq lists its product as uncharacterized. The record is from RefSeq and is a predicted model, not a curated record. Bases 501 to 2549 code for a protein of 682 amino acids. Lineage: Eukaryota; Viridiplantae; Streptophyta; Magnoliopsida; Zingiberales; Musaceae. The transcript is spliced from 4 exons.
GGUCGUUGAGUUGUUCUCGCUCUCUCACGAUGCUCACUUUUACUUGUCCAAUUAUAAGGCAGGUAAUCGAACGCGUUGGACGGAAAGAGUAAGAGAGUUUUGUCAUGACACCUCGUCGGCCUAGGAUUACUUAUCCUCUCCCGAGGCGUAUGCUAACUCCCUUCCUCGGUUCAUUCGAUAUUGGUGGGGCUUCGAUCGGAGACCGGACUCGGAACGAUCGGAGGUCGAAUUUUAGGGCUUUUUGACCUUUUCCCCGGACCAUCCAGCUGAAUCUUGAGCGGUUCUACGCGGGAUUCAUGGGUUUUCGGCGUCUAUUUGGGUUUUUGAUCCAACCAAAUCGGUGAGUCCUUCGGAUUGGAGCCCAGCGACGGUUGAUUCGUUCUGCGAACUAGGGCUUUUCUCGAGCCCUAAUUGUUUAAGAGCUCGGAGCUCAUCAUUGGGAGAUCGAUCCAUCACUUUCUUAUUUGUUCUGCAAGUGAUUGGUACAAGAACCGAGAAAAAUGCAGCCCAAGUAUCGGAACCCCAGGGAUGGUUUCCGGCCGGGUUCGCCGUUCGGUCGUAAUCGUACUCGUGGCGGCUUCAGCCGCAGUUACUCGAAGCCCCAAAGCCCUCCUGCAAGCAAAAUGGAGAUCCUAAUGGAGGCUGGCCGGCUUGCGGCCGAGUACCUGGUGUCCAAGGGCGUGCUUCCCGCGAGCUCGCUCCCCAGUACCAUGUCCAAGAGCGGCGUUCAAGAAUUCAGAGGCCAGGGCCGGGAGAACCCAUCUGCUCCUCCGCCGUUUAGCGUAGGCAGGACCUCGGCCCUUGCCCGGCUGGGGGACGCGGGUUCCGAUGUUGGGUAUGGAAGGAAAAGAUUCAACGACGACUACGAUCGAAUGGGGUCAAGGAAGAAUGGUAGAGGCAGGAAAAGAUCAGGGUUCUAUAACAGAGGGUAUGAUGGUCCGGAUUGGAGUAGAGAGAGGAAAAGAAAUGGGCCGUGGAACGAACGAAGCAGAGACUAUUCUGAUAGUAUGGAAGAGGACAACGAUGACUUUGCCCCUGGGUAUCGUAGAGAUCGGCUAAGUGGGUACGAGGAAGUGGGAAGCAGUAUCGCUGAAAAUGAACAGCACUCGAAGGGAGAAGUGGUGGGUGAAUCGGGUUCAGAGCUUGAUGAUGCUGGAUCGAAGGCGAGCUCAAACAGUACCAGGAAGGAUGUUCCCGCGGAAGUGGAUGCCGAUGAGAACAAAGGGGCAGAUGAAGUGUUGGCUUCAAAUUCAGAAGCUGGAGGAGUUAAGAGUGGUAAGCAUGAUGAGUUAGAGAAAAAGAUUUCCACGGAAGAGUACUCAACCGUGAAGCCUGAUGGAGUCGAGGAAGGCGUCUCCUCUGUCAGCAAUGAUGGCAGUGAUCUAUUGAAGCUCAGUGGUUUUCCAAAAGUGCCAACGCGACCGCGGUCAUCACUGUCACAUAAAGGUCCUACAGAUGACCAUUGCCUCAGUACUGAUGGUGGAAACAAGAUUGAAGUUGUUCCUAAAGGAGAUUUUGAGAUGGUUAUAGAUGAUGUUCCAACUGAUGGCUUCUUAAAAGAAUCGCAUGUGGAUCACUCUGACCGUUUGAAAUGUGAAGAACAAGCUAAUUCUGGUGAUGUUGAUAUCAAAUCCUCUAAAGAAACAAUAGAGUCUCCCUGUGAGCCACAGAUGAACCUCCUGCGUUCAACAUCAUCUGCUAUGAUGGUAGACGUAGGGAAGGAGGAUAAGUUUGCUAAUCAUGUGAGUCAAGAGGAGGAACUUGAGAAACAAAUUAACUCAUCUUCGCCUACUGCAUCUCAGCAAAAUCAAUUCUCUCAGCUUGAUGGCUCUAGACAAACUCAGGCUAGCCUGUUCAUGGAGAUGCCACCUCAGAGUGAAGAAAUGGAGGCAAUCGAUCAAUUGAAACAAGUCACUGCCAAUUUACCUCCAAAAGUUGAAGCUCAAUCAUUCAUGGAGAUGGAAGAUGUAAAGCAAAACCAACCAACUUCAUUUAAAAUCUGUGAUCUGAACCUAAUGGAAGCUCCUGAGAUGACUGAGAUUCCCAGUGAUCCUCUUUUGAAUGAUUGUAAUAUUUCAGCUCCUCCUCUGGAAACUGAGAAACAACUUUCGGUUGAUUUUGGCCUGUCGAUAAAUAGCAAGGCCAAAGUUACUUAUGACUUCAACCGUCUUUCAGGUGAUGACAAAGUGAUUCCAGUAAUUGAUUUGGAAGACGAUUCUCCAAUUGAAGUGAAUGCCUGUAAUCCUUCGAAGGCCAACAGGAACGAAUUGAUAUAUCCUGUAGAGAAUGUUAUGAACCACACAACACAUUCAGAUGACCUUCCUGUCAUUCAGGACAGCUACAGUCUAGCCAUUUCUGACUACCUGGGAGCUGAUAUGUCAUGCAGCCCAUCAGUACAAGCAGACCUUAAUAACCUUCAAGUUGGAAUUGAUCUUCAUGGUGCUGAGGGGUUUCCUGGUGUUGAUGAUUCAAUAUAUGGAUCUCUUGGAGAUAUAGGAUUCAUGGAGGUCUGGGACCAGCCAACACAAGAUUACGAGAAAUUCUUUUGAACCUUUAACUGUGUUGUGGCAAUUUAAGUAAGGCUGCUUAUUACUUAUCCUCCAGCCAGUAUCUGGAUUUCAAACAUCUAGGAUUUUAGACAAUAAAUAGCACAUUGAUGUAUCAACUAUCAGUUGCUGUGUCCAGUAUCUAAACCACAUGUCACAAAGUUGUGUUCUGCUUUUGUUGUCUGCUGCUUUAAAUUCCUGCCAUUAACUUUGUCCUUACCUUGUGAGAAUGGUUGUUUUGUACCUUGUUCAGUAACUUCUGUUUGCCUGUUUGA